This is a messenger RNA of Mercenaria mercenaria, 1873 nucleotides long. RefSeq names its product secretory immunoglobulin A-binding protein EsiB-like. The coding region runs from base 111 to 653 and encodes 180 amino acids. Gene Ontology annotation, molecular function: protein binding. The record is from RefSeq and is a predicted model, not a curated record. The transcript has 5 exons. NCBI's taxonomy places the organism in Eukaryota, Metazoa, Mollusca, Bivalvia, Venerida, Veneridae.
GGCAUUGAGCACUGCAAAGCAAAUAAUUAAACGGGUACUUGCUGUUUCCUUGCCAACCUGUCAGCGUCUGUCCACGUGGUGGCGCCAGACGCUGUAACUCUGUUUACAAAAUGGCGGCUGCAAUGGAUACUGGAAUUUCAACUGAGAGUGAUACUUCUGGAUUAAGACAACGAUACGUACCAGAGUCAAAUUCCGAGUGGGACAGUGAACUUCCGUAUGGAGGAAAGGUUUAUCUAGCAAGAAAGAAAAGGCCUGACCCGCUACAUGUGAGAGCUUUCGAGGGGUUUGCAUUAUGUGCCACAAUUGCGUUCGCAUUUUACGCUUACUUCUAUUUUGAUAAUCUCCACUUCCAUGUUACGCAUGCGUAUGCCCACCUUGGUUACGCUUCAGCCCAGCAUCAGGUUGGACAACGCUAUCUCCAUGGCAAAGGAGUUGAAAAACACGACCAGAAAGCCAUGGAAUGGUUUAGAAAAGCGUCGGACCAGGGCCACCCUCACGCGUCAUACAACCUGGCCAUUGGUCAUCUUAAAGGCAUGAAAACAGAUCUAAAACACGGAGAAGCUCAUCAGUUGAUUCACCAUGCAGCUUCCAAAGGUGUGAAACAAGCACAUAAAGUCCUGGAGAACGUGUGUUCGCGUGGAGGAUGCAACUAAUGAAAAGGAAUAAUAAUCUUUGUCAUAUAUUUCAACGAAUAAUUAUGUUUGCAAUUACAGCAUUUUAUUAUUGUUCAAAUCUCUUUUUAAAGACAAAGUUAUGUAAUAUAUGGAAAUGAUGAGUUUAUCAUAUUACAGAUUUUACCAUUUUGUCCACUGCACAUGCUUCUGUUUAUUUCGCGGUGUAAAUUCAAAUGUUAUGAUGGAAAUAUUUACCAAAAAUAUGGUAAUAUUAUGAUAUUCCAAUUGAACAUUAUGAAAUAUUUAAGAAUGACUCUUUUUGAUGGCAGUUUCAGGAUAAAAAGAAUGGUCCAUACCAUAGACUAGCGAAAAAUGGAGAAAAAAAAAACACUGUAAAAAUGUUACUCAUCAGGAUGUUAAUAAGCAUAAAGAUACAUCAAUUCAUAUAGUUAAUGUUACGUUUUGUCAAAUGAAUAUUAGAAGUCACUAGAAGUCAUAACAUAUCAGUUCAUUGACAUAUUACUAACAGCAACAGUGAUAGACUGUACAUGUAUCAUUAUAUUUUAAUUUAUGGCUGCAUAAAACAUUACAUUAUUUGAUACAUGCACUUCCAAACAGAAAGGGAAUAUUCUCAGCUUUAAGAACCAGUUGUAGUGCUUUUUCCUUUAUUUUAAAAUUGCUGUCAUAUUGUUAAUUCUGUUGCAAGAUAGCCCGUUAUAGCAACUGUUAAUAAUUGUUUUGACAGACCUUAAAAUUUUUAUAUUUAGUUUUUUUUUAUUUAAUCACAAUACACGCAAACGGCCUAUGGAAUUUCUUUCGAUGAUCUCAUGAAAGCUAUAUUAUUACGAUAAUAAAACAAGUUUUUCUUAAAUUUUACCCGUUUUAGAGCAAUAUUUGAACAAUAUCUUAAAAAAACAAAGCAUACUCCUCUGGUCGGCGACUCUGAUGCUGAUCGGCGUUUUUCCGCCGACUUUGACUUGUAGUUCUGAAAAACUUACAUAGAAAGUAAAAAAUGGACUUCUCAGAUUUGAAUUUAUUACUCGGGAAAACUAGAAAUGACUUUUUGCAAGUGUUUUUUGACAUUAACAUAUUUUGAUUUGAAUAUUCCGUCCAAAUGUUAGUUUUUAUGCAAACACAAGCUGCUGAUUUCACAGAGAUACUUAUAUGCUAUCCCUCUUACGAUAUUUUUGUUUGUUAAGUGACUCUUUGUUAUUUUAUUUUCAUAAAUUAGUUUUCUUAAUAAAGAUUUUAAUUUCAUG